AUGAAUUACAAAACUAUUUUUCUGUGUUCGUUAAUGGGAGUCCUUUUGAUAAAGGAAGCGAAUUGUUUGCAUAAGAGAUGCAUUAGAUGCAGGUCAAGAGGAGAGCUGGGGUCAUGCGGGGAUCCAUUCCCUUUCAAUGUCACAGAACCAGAAGUUGAGAUGGGUAUACAUGUGGUAGCAUGCCCAUCAGGUUGGUGUGGCAAGUCGUUUGAGGGCAACAUUGGAGCUUUUAAAAAUGACGAUUAUGGCGCAGCAACGGAAAGAAUGUGUCUCCAGCGACCGCCUAGUGAUUAUGAAGAAAGGUGUGCUUAUACCAUGUGGGGCCACAGAAAAGUUUAUAUGUGUUUCUGCAACGGCGAUCUUUGUAAUUCUGCAUUUAAGUUUUCAACAAUCCCUUCAACAAUACUAAUAACCAUUUUAGUUGUUGUUUACAACUUUUAUCAUUCCUAA
Messenger RNA from Parnassius mnemosyne (clouded apollo), 450 nucleotides. NCBI's taxonomy places the organism in Eukaryota, Metazoa, Arthropoda, Insecta, Lepidoptera, Papilionidae. The record is from the annotation of a GenBank genome assembly.